Linum trigynum is the source of this 2773-nucleotide messenger RNA. The record is from the annotation of a GenBank genome assembly. Lineage: Eukaryota; Viridiplantae; Streptophyta; Magnoliopsida; Malpighiales; Linaceae.
UUUUUUAACUAAUGGAUGAGAUUGGGUCAAGGGCAUUUUCGGACGGGGAAAAAUAACACAUGUGAUCCCUCUCCAUUAACAAACAAAAAUUAUCCCCUCCUUAUCUCCCCCUUUCACUCUAGUUGCCACCGUGUCCCUCUUUCCUCCCUACCAUCAUCUCCCCCUCUCCUCUCCCUCUCAUCUCAACCCAGCCCUAACCCCAACCCCACCCCCACCGUCGCCUCCCCUCUCCUCUCCCAUUGUGAAUCGUCUCAACCUAAUCCCUCCCCUAGUGUCGCCUCCCCUGCUCGUCGCUGGCGCGAGGUCGCUGCUGACGCAAAGGAGUAGGCAUCGUUGCCUCCCCAAUCCAGCACUCCCCCGAUAUCGCCCUCCAUCAUCGUCGUCUCUCCUAAAUUCUACAUACCUUCCUUCGUCUCCCCAGCCCAGCCCUCCCUUGCUUCUCUCAUCUCCCAAUGUGGCCCCCUCCGCCACUACUCUUCCUCCCUCCCCUAAGCUUCUUCCAAAUCUGUAACCUUUCAGUUCACAGAUAUGGAUUUUUUGCUUCUGGUCUAUUGGUCAUGUUUUUCAGUCUAGUGAUAAUAUUUUCACUCUAGUUGUACUUAUAUCAUUGUAGUGGUAGUGAUUUUCAAUCUAGUGGUAGUGAUUUUUUGUUUAGUGGUAAUGUUAUUAGUGUAGUGGUAGUGAUUUUCAAUCAAGUGGUAGUUUUUCUAUUCUAGUGGUAAUGUUAUCGAUAUAGUGGUAAUAUUUAAUAGUGAUAUUAUUUUAGAGUGGUACCUGACCACUUUUAAUGUAGUGGUACUAUUUUUCUUAGUCUAGUGGUACAUUUUUAAUGCAGUGGUACUUUUUUUUUGUUGCUAGGUGGGAGGCGGGAGUCUGCCUCAAGGAAUAUGUUUGGAAGAAUUUCUCUAGUGAAAUGCAAAUAGGCUAUUGGAGAAGGAAAAGUGAGAGAGAGGAAGAGAAAUGUAAUUAAUGGUUUGGAAGUAUUUACAAAACCCCAUUGGUUUGUAGUACUAUAAAACUAGAUCUAACAUUUGUAAUUUGAGAACGAGAGAUUUAAUAGUCAAUAUUAUAAAGGGGUAGAGAGGGAAAAAAGAGGCUUGUCCGGAUUUUACUGCCCGUUCCGGGAAUUUGGGGUGAGCGGGAAUGGUUUCCUAGUCAGUUUUCACGAACAUUCAACGAACAAUAGCGCAUUCAUUUUACGUCUAUUUCAAUAAUUUUGCAAAGAAAAAUCAUAUCUUUUGUACUUUACAAGAUGAUAUCCAUUUUAAUAUUUUUUGGAACAAAUUUUUUUCAAGGUCCUCAUAUCAGGUUUAUGUCAUUCAAUCAAGAUUGUAUCAGUUCUAUGUCAUCCGUAUCAAUAUCAUAUCAGUUCAAGUCAAUAUCAUAUAAGUUCAUAUCAUAUCAUAUCAUUCGUAUCACGAUCAUAUCAGUUCAAAUUAUUUUUCAUAUAAAUUCAUACGAGUUCAUAUCAGCUAAUUUCAAUAUCAUAUAAGUGGGUGCGGAUAGUUUAACAACACCUUAAUUGUUGUUAUACUAACAACAAGGGCAUAAUAGUAAACUAACAAUAAAUAACUAAUUAUCAAUAAACAAAAACUAAAUACCCUAAGCGUGUUUUAUCUCUCUCCCCAACAACAGCAGCCAGAUCUAUACCUUCUAACAACAAUUUUUUCUUCUUCUCCAGCGCCAAUCCUCUGCCAUCGUCGGCGCCAUCGCACCAGUCGACUCUCUCCCGACCACAACCACACCACCGCCGACGAGUUCAGUGCGACAACGAUGGAUACGGAGAGCGCCGGGCGCUGGUGUGCUACCAAAAGAAGGCCCCUUUCAUUCGCCGUCUUCGAGACUUGGAUUCCACCAUCCAAUCAGAAAUCGUGGAAUCCAUAGCCACAUCAUCUUAGAUCUGGAGUCGUAAUAUGUGGCGGCGACGAUUUGAGGCAGCUCUUCUGCCGGCCGUGGAUGUCUCCGUCCCUUUCUUCAACACGUAGACCAGAGAUUUGAUAGCUCUGGUGGUCCUUGUUGCCUUCGUGUAGGGAGAGAUUCAACGGAGUCGUGACGGCGUUCUCCUGGGUCAACGGAUUGCUACACCGGAGAAGAGGAAUUAACGUCGGAUUCGCCGAUUAAUGCUCGAUUGUCUGGCCGAUUCUUCGCCAGGAACCGCAGCUUCGCCGUCGCGGAAACUUUUGGAUUCAUCAUUGUACGAGAAGCGCUCACGGGGGCCUUGGGGAGGAUCAAGGCAUUGGUUCAGUUCUAUUUCUUCUACUCGAUUCUUAGUCUUUGUUCUUCGUGGGAAUUGGAUUUGUGAUCUAGAAUCAGAAUCUGGGUUUCGUGUUGCAAUUAGGAUUUCAGAGACGUUCUUGGAGUUGUGAGAGCAGUGCAUGGUUGAUCAAGUGCUUCUGUAUGUCCUCCAUGGUCAUGGAUUUAUUAGUCAAACCUAAAUAUGUAGCGUGGGAUGUAGAGAAUUUGCCAUUACCCUACCCUUACGGUUAGUUUCAUCUGUUGCAUUUCAUUUUGAUUGUCAAGCCUUCUUCAUCACUAUAUUAUUUCCACUGUCUGCUUACAUUGGUUGGGUAUUUAUUGGAUUUUAUUAGGAUUAUGUCAUUUGGAUCCAUGUCGGUUGUGUAGUGCUACUUGAGGGAACUGUAUAUGCUUCUUUUAGUUAUAUGGAUGUAGGUAGUAACUUGCAAGUAGCAACUCAAGUGAUGAUGCUACAGAUUUUGGUGGUGUGUUUCUCCAUCUGGCCACAAAAAUAUGGCAAAAAAAUCAUUUAAUGUAU